AUGAAGAAGUCAACUAAAAGGAGUAAUCAGAAUACCACUACACCGCGGGAGAAUGAAAUAGCGAAAGAUGUAGACACCACUCGUGAAACCACCCAAAGGAGGAAGGGGAAAGAAAAUGAAAAAGUGGACAUGGGAAAAAACAAUAUUGAGGCGAAUGAGCAAGCAGAGAAUUUAAACUACAUUAACAGUUACCUAACGGAAAUAUUCGACUUGGCAAAAAGUGACGAGUCGGUGUCGUCGAAAGAGGAUGGUAAUGUGAAGGGCACUCCCCCACAACAAAAAAGUAGCGAACUUGGUGAAACCAUUUCUCGCCUUCACACAAAAAAUAAUAGCUUCAACGUCGAGUGGGACUUGGACAACACGUACGAGUUUGAGACAAUGGAGAGUGGAAGUUACCCAAAUGGGGAUGUACAGUUGGUAGAAGCGGUAGAUGUGGUAGAGGUGGUGGAGGUGCCAAACGCCGGAGAGGUCUCCGCAGGAGCGUCCUAUACCGGUGGAGGAUGCGAACAUGGCUUGAGGCUGAAGAAGGCGCUCACGAGCGUGGACGAACGGGACUACAACAUAUUCGGAACCAAGUCGCUGUUCAACCACUUUGGGUCAUUUAACAGGAGUGGCAGCCCAGGAGUCUGGUUGACGAAGGAUGAAGAAAUGUAUAAUGCUACAAAAGGUCAGAGUGUGCAAAAUGGGGUAGGGGUAUGCAUGAAGAUGGCCGAGGGGACAGGUGAUCUUCUCAUAGAUGAGGUUGUUAGGGGGAGUUGUCCAAUGGAGCAGAGCGAAAAGUUCGACAUGCUGGAGGAGGACGCGUUUCAUAAUACGGGUGGAUCUUCAGUAGAGCACGAGAGCGAUCGCGUUAAUGUGGAGCUCCUGCUAGCGCAGCUCGCGGGUAGUAACGAACACGUCGAUGGGGUAGACACGGUCCAAACGGGAAAGUCACCACAUGAGCUGAAUAAAAAUCUGUUCGAACUUCUCAGCAGCAGCAAUAGGGAGUUCAUUUGUGACUACAUUAGGAAGUAUCGAGAAGUGGAAGAGUGCGGGGAUGGGACAAGCGGUGAGGGAAACGUGCAAGGGCAAAAUGCGCCCCAUGUUGAUGGCUACGAGAAGGGGAAGAGUGUAUGUUUUGACCUCCUCACCCAGGACAACAGCAUCAUGUUGAACGAGCACGACAUCGGAACUUAUGUGAAGAGAGACAGGGGAAAGGAAGCAGGCAUUGGUUUCAAAUCGGAAAGCUUCAUAUCGAGCGGGGAGAAUAUUCAUCCGUCGGGAGGAGAAAGAGACGAAACAAGCCGUCAUAACGUAGUAAAUCAGGACAACUGCGCGAUGCACCACCUGGGGGGGAUGGCCCAUCCUGCUCACACGAAUGGGGGGGAGUACAAGAAGGAAGGAUAUGAGCACACCGAUUCGAAUGCCCCAAGUUUGUUUUUCAUCCCCGCAUGGGUUGGAUAUGAUCAAGGAGAAACAUGCAUGCAAGGAAGGGGUCUUGACAAGGAGGACACGGAAGGGAAGAGAAGUACCACCACUCCUCCCAACCAUGUAGCACCUGCAGAUGCAUGGCAUGGGCAGACUCCUUCAGUGCGCCCCAAUGUUAAAGAGUGCACAACGUCAGAGCUAUACGAUAAUUUAUUGGAACUACUAAACGAUGGUUCUCACAAUGUCGUCAAGGUGGAUAACGUGAAGCAAGAAAUAGGGAUGCACUCAGGGGAAGACUUCAUUAGUGGCAACACUGCCGCGUACUACCAUGGGGAUAUUCUCAAACAUAUGACACAUGAGGGGGGGAGAUAUUCUCAUCCCGAUGACGACCACAAUGGUGCUAAUGAUGCAUUUACACGUAGGGCCAAUUAUGAAGCAGUGAGGAACUAUGCACACGGGUUAAGUGGGGUGGACGAUGUUGCAGAGGUGAGCGAGGUGGGAAGAGGAGUUACCAUGGGGAACAUCAGCAAUACAGCCUUACCAAUGAAGAGCUACUUGAAAUACCCGACUGCCCCUUUCCCCAUUUUGCAUGAUAAUGCGCAGGGUACCUUUCGAAAUGGAGGACAAUCUACACAUGGAUCACAGAACAAGGUUGCUAAAAAAAAAAAAAAUAUUAUGUUCGAAGCGUUAAAGAAUAAAAUAGGGUUUCUUCUACAACACGAGGAUGAUGAGGUUUCUCUCAGUGAAUACAUUAUGGACGCUAUAAGUGAUUAUAACCGUAGCAAAUGGGGAACGGGCGCCAGCGGUAGGGAAAGAAUGGAACAUGUGAGUCGUCCUUCAUUUGGGGAGGGGGAUGCAGGAUUAUAUUAUAACCCAGUUGGGGGAGGGUACGAGAUUCCCACUAGGACAGAUCUACAAACUUGCUAUGCUAGACAGGGUACGCAAAAUGGUAUCCCUAAAAGUGAGACGAUUAAUUACAAUUGCAGUGGAGCAAGUGAGCAUCGGCACACCACCAAUUUGCCCCUUGGGAGAGCCCACACUGAUUUGUAUAAUGAUAGAUAUUCACAAAUGGAUCCCAUCAGGGGUAGAUCUCCUCCUCAGGGUCUACAGUUGGAGGGGACCCGACAGGACAAAUGGAGGGCAGACAACUCCAAUGGUGGCGUCCCGCAUGUGAGGAACAGAACACAAAGGAGCAGCAUUGCCAAUCUGAAAUUGUUCCUAGAGAACAGUUUACUCGCGCAUAACAUGACCAAUUCGAGGAGCGCGCAGGAUGGAGCUGUAGGUGCAGUUGGCGUUGCAGUGGAGGCGGGCAUCCCCAGUGGGCACAUGGACAAUUAUACCAGCGGGCAGCGUAAUAGCCUCAGCAAGGGCAGCUUCGGGGGCGAUUCCGCGUUUGGCCCAAAUGGGUACGACAUUAGGGCAAGAUGGAACUCUGGGCUCAUGUCGACUGCUUCGCCUCCUUUGCCCGUCCUGCCCGUGAAAGAGGUAGACGGGAGAAACUCCGCAAACGUGGGUUCUUUCCAUUGGGGAGACUAUUCCAUCGAACCGGGAGAUGCGAUUCGUGAACAGGUGGGAACAGCUAACAAGGAAGAGGACAAGGCAGCGCAGCUCAGAAAAAUAAACGAAAAUUUGCUUCUACUCAGUAGAAGGAAUAGUAGAAGCCUUCGCACCAGUGAUGUGUCUACGGUGGAGCAGGAAAGGAGUGCAGCACAGGAUGGCUCUGCGAAUGGUCACGUUUUACCACUACAUGGGGGUAACAGCCUGAUGAGAAAUCCCGAAGGUGCACGUCGUGACAACGGCUUGGCGCAUGACGGGGAUGACUGGCUUCUGAAAAGGGACUCAGCAAAUCUGACGAUACAUGGGGCAUUUGGUGGUGGUGUCGGAACUGACCUUUUUAGCGGCGUUGUUGGGUCCUUUGAAAAGGGGCACUUCAUAGACGAUGAGGUGGGGUCGAACUGGUCUAGCUGGAAUUUUAAGGGAAGGGAAAGAGGUAUUGAAGAGGCGAAGACGGAAGGAAUUCUAUUUGGAGGCAGGAGGAGAGAUCCAUCUUUGAGGAGUGGGGGGAAGGGCGCAUUCGAAGACCACGGAAAUAACUCCCUGUGGAAUAGGAACGUUGCCUCGGGCUCGUCGGCCACGCGGGGCAGCAACAGCAGAGGUAGCGGCGUAAACAGCGGCAGAGGUAGCGGCGUAAACAGCGGCAGAGGUAGCGGAGACAGAAACGGUCGAGUGGACCGGUCAAAAUCAGAGGAAAGGCGAGGGAUGUCCAACACAAGAGGAAAGAAGAAAUCGAGCGAAGCGCGUGAUCAACUAUCUGCAGAAGCCUUAAAGGCAUGUCUUUCGAAAAAGGAUGAGCAGGACUUGGAGCAUCUACUAAAGUCUCUUUACGAAGACAGAAUAAUUCCGCUGGUUAUCAAUUUAAAGGGAAGGGCAGAAGAAUAUAACUUGAGGGAUGUGAUAAAAAACAAUAUCACAAAUGCGUAUGGGUUAUUCCCUGAGAAGUACACAGUGACGGAGCAUCACCCUCGUUCUCCUUCCUCUGCUGCUGCUGCUAAUUCCCCUCCCGCUGCUGCCUCCUCUCCUGAGAACUGUUUGGUUCAUUUUGCACACAGAAAGGUGGACGACGAUUAUUUUUUCUCCAUUAACGAUUCAGUAGACAGAUACGACGCGACGUUGUGGAAUCAAUUUGAGAAAUAUUUACUCGAAAUAGCUAGUUCGGAUGAUCCCCAGGUGUAUUCCUUUACAGGGGGCAGGUAUGGCAUGGCGAAGGAGUUGCAGAGAAGGAAGCUCCCAUUUUUUCAGGGGCUCUACUUGGGGCACCUGUGUCACAUUGUUCACAUCAGUGCUACCAGAAAAAUCAUUGCUUACGAAAAUAAUUUUAUAAAACCUAUUUCGCAAUGUAAAAAGUACGAGGAUGCCAAGAUGGGUAUAUUAAACACACGGGGUGGUAAUGCAAAAAAUUAUAUUUCUUCCAUGGAGGAGUUAAAAUUUUAUCUUGGCGCUAUUCUCAAGACUCACAAGAGGGGAAUUAACAUCUCUACGUUGAAGGGGAAAAUGAUGAGCAAUUAUAACAAGCGUUUGUGUGAGAGUGUCUUCCACUGCGUAAAGCUGGUGGAGUUGUUGCAGAUGGAGGAGCUGCGCGACGUCUGCGUGGUGGACCUGGAGUCCCGCGUGCUGCGCGGUGUGGUUGCGCGUUGA
Plasmodium fragile is the source of this 4602-nucleotide messenger RNA. RefSeq lists its product as uncharacterized. Lineage: Eukaryota; Apicomplexa; Aconoidasida; Haemosporida; Plasmodiidae. The coding region runs from base 1 to 4602 and encodes 1533 amino acids. The record is from RefSeq and is a predicted model, not a curated record. The transcript has a single exon.